UUUUCAUCCACAGGAAGCCCGGAAGAGAACAACACAGCAGAAUUCUCGUGGGUAGCAUGCACUAUAAUAAAAGGCGCACGUGAAUAGAGCCGAAUAUUUGGCCAAAACAGAAUGAAAACUUGGGCCGUCAUCACAGGUGCUGGAACUGGUAUUGGUGCUGCUUUGGCAAAGGAACUAUCAGGGCAUGGUUUUAAUGUCCUUGCAAUUGGACGUCGAUUGACACCAUUACAAGAAACUCAAAAAAGUUCACCAGACACCAUCCAUCCUCUUGCUGUAGACAUAGCAACCUCAGAUGGCCAAAGGAAGAUACUGGAUUUUAUACCAGAGGGCGACAAUAUCAAAUAUUUGGUACAAAAUGCUGCAGUAGGGGCACCAUCAAGACUUCAGGAUAUACAGCGUGAAGAGUUUGAAUAUGCAUUUUCAGUAAAUGUCACUGCACCUCUCAUGCUAGUCAAGGGAUUUUUCCCAAGAUUGAAUAAUAGCAAAGGAAGAAUAAUUCAUUUGGGAACUGGAGUUGCUAAGAACCCACAGCUAGGAACAAUUACCUAUGGAAUUACCAAAAUGGCCUUUCAAAGGCUUUUUGAGCAACUGGUUGUUGAAUUGAAAGGGUCAAAUGUCCAAAUUGCUGAAAUUCAUCCAGGCGUUGUUGAUACAGAAGGAUUGUGGGAGCACAUUAAAUUGGCCAAAGAACAAAAAUUACCCCAUGUAUCAUAUUUUGAUGAAGUUCAAAAAGAAGGAAGGAUGUCUACUGCAGAAAUAUCUGCCAAAUUUUUAAAAUUUGUUCUUGUAGAUUCAUCAGAUGAAGAAUUCUCAACAGUUUGGAAUAUUCAUGACAACAAACAUUGGCAACAUUGGAAAACAAAUUAGAUCUUGUGGUGUAUGUAAGCUCUGGUUAUGAUUUAUAAAAAAGUUUUUGACAACUA
This is a messenger RNA of Exaiptasia diaphana, 923 nucleotides long. RefSeq lists its product as uncharacterized. The transcript has 2 exons. Lineage: Eukaryota; Metazoa; Cnidaria; Anthozoa; Actiniaria; Aiptasiidae. The record is from RefSeq and is a predicted model, not a curated record. Gene Ontology annotation, molecular function: oxidoreductase activity. The coding region runs from base 112 to 867 and encodes 251 amino acids. Gene Ontology annotation, cellular component: cytosol.